Messenger RNA from Motacilla alba alba, 9148 nucleotides. RefSeq names its product RPA1 related single stranded DNA binding protein, X-linked (gene RADX). Gene Ontology annotation, cellular component: replication fork. Lineage: Eukaryota; Metazoa; Chordata; Aves; Passeriformes; Motacillidae. Gene Ontology annotation, biological process: regulation of DNA repair. The record is from RefSeq and is a predicted model, not a curated record. Gene Ontology annotation, molecular function: single-stranded DNA binding. Bases 3516 to 6302 code for a protein of 928 amino acids. The transcript is spliced from 14 exons.
ACAAAUAUAUAUCCUUGUAUGGAUGAAGAUGUCCAAGUGACAGUGUGAGAGUUCAGACUGGACAGAGUGCUCCUGAGGGUGACAGCCAGUGCUGUGCUGUGUGUGCUGCUAAUGAGCUUCACUGGAUUGCUGUGACUCUUCCCUUCUCUUCACACAAACGGCCCCUGGGAUGAGGGCAGUGGAACUACAGCAAAGUGACACCUUGCAGUCAUUGAUGCUACAAGAACUGGCUUUUGUGCACAUAAGCCUGAGUGCCAGGUUAGCCCAAGUCACUUUUUCUCAAGUAAGCUCACACAGUCUUUAUUGCCACUGGCAUUGUUUUUCCAAACACCAUCAUAAAAGCUGGGUCACAAACUCAGCUCCAUGGUUAAACAGCUGUAUUUAAGUUAAAUGAAGCGUAAGCAGACCUGCAGUCUAUAGAAAAAACUUCUGUAGAUUUUAAAACCUGUGCAAUAAGUCAAAAGUUCCACACACCAAAGGUGUAAGAAAUUUUCCUGCUGAUAACCCACCACUUUCUUAAACUGCCUUUCAAAGUGCAGAGAGCUGAUUAAAGGGCAAGGGUAUGUCAGCUGGGUAAUCACCUAAAAUGUUCUUUUAGCAUUACUCAACCACUUCUGUUAUUUUCCAAGAAGAUUUAACAAAAGCAUCUAGGAAAUAAUGGUGAAAUGCACCAGAAAAACUUUUCUAUUUUGUCCUCAAAACACCUUGUGGUGAAAAACUUUUACAGUAAGCUUUAUGCUCUUGCAUUCCAGCUAAUUUUUUUUAAUCUAGAGCAUUAGCUUUUAUUCUUUUGUGCCUUUCAUUUCUCCAGUGUAUUUUAAAUGUAAUAUUUAACAGAAUGUAGUAACAUCCUCCUAUUCAGCAUCGCUCAUUCCUGUCAAUGCUGUAAAGGCUAACUACUGUUUUCAAGAUAUUUGACUGCUAAUUGUCUCUGAGAAUUUGAGACUAUUGAUUGACCAGGGGUGAACACAAGUAUUGUUCAGCACACUUGUAGGCAUAUAAAAAUCAUACUGUCUUCAAUGAGCUGCUGACACGCCCUGAUGAAGCAGGCUCAGCAUAACACAAAGCCCUCAGUUCUUGUGAUGUGGUACAGCCAUCUGCUGAUGGCUCCUCUCCAGUCAUUACUGAUUCAUUCUCUGAGUGUUUCUCAACUUCCAGUUUCUAAUACAGUCAUAUCAGUCCCAGUGUUGAGGUAUGGUAGGGAAAACGCAUCUAGAUGAACUCACAGACGUAACGAGUCUUUAGAACUUGUUGUUGACAUGCUGACAGCAAGAGAUUUACCCUUGUUCCAGUUUUGAAUUGGUGUGUUAGCUGGACCUCUGCUGGUGAAAAAGAAGGCAGCAGGAGCAAGUUCCUAAGAGAAGGAGCAAUCUUGUAUCAGAACCUGCAAUGCAUACAGAUUUAUCCAGUAUAAAGUAUUAACUCUGCUAUCAGUCCACAUCAGUCCAUUACCACUCCACAAAAGCUUGAGCUUCAAUGAAUGAAACCCCAGCGACCCACAAUAAAAAUGGCAAUGAAUGCACAUGUAACAAUAAGCUGUGUAUGAAUAAGUUUCUUCUGCAAAUCACAUCAUGAGCACAGACAAAAGUGGAGAUAAGCUGGGAGCAGUCCCCAGAUUUCCUCAUUAUACCCACAGGUUAUUUAAUAACUAAAAAAGUGUACACCGUAGUUAUCCAUUGUAUGUGAUGUGAAAUCACAUCCUGUGCAAGAUCAUUUUGGGUCAUGUUCAUUUUUUUAAACUGUGAAUGCCAUUUUAUCAGUUCACACAACAAGUCGUGUGUUUACUGGGGAAGAAAGACACCCUGUGGAAGUUUUACCCAAUACUUAGCUUCAACAUAACACAAAUUACUGAUUUGUUUUAAAUUUUCUCACUAAGGAAUGCACUGUGGUUAUCAUAAAAUCCAUAAUGUCAUCUCAUUCCUAGAGAAUUCUAAAGGCCAGCAAAAGCUUGUUCUUUAUACCCCUUUGUCUAGUUUUUUUGGUCUAUUUUAAAUGGUUCAGGCAACAGGUUUUCCAAUUUCCCCACAGCAAUUGCUCCACAGUAACAAAGGCAGCAGACCAAGGAUACAGCUGUGCUCAAGCUGGAGGAACUGCUCUGGCCCAGCUCCUGAGCCAGCUCUGCCUAAGCUGCAGCUGCACUUCUGGAUUUCCAAAGACUAUCUGGACCAGUAACACUAUAAAGACUGGAAGUUGCUGCUCUUCCUAGCCUUUUAUUUUACCACUCUGUCCUCACUCUGUCCUGCUGGAAUGGCUGGGGUGGGCAGGGAUCUCUGGAGAACCUCAAGUCCAAGGUCCCUGCUAAAGCAGGGUCACACAGAGCAGGUUGCACAGGAUCUCAUCCAGACAGCUUUUGAAUAUCUCCAGAGAAGGAGACUCCACAACCUCUCCGGCCAGCCUUUUCCAGUUCUCUUUUGAUCUCAAAAGAAAAUUUUCCUCCUAUUCAGAUGAAACUUCUUGUGUAUUAGUUUGUGCCUGUUGCCCCUUGUCCUGUCACUGGGCACCACUUGUUCCCAUUCUCUUGAUACCUUUUUACAGAUAUUUGUGGGCAUUUAUAAAAUCCUCUCUCAGUCUUGUAAUUCUCUGUUUUCAACAGGCUCGACUCCCUCCACCUUUCCUCAUAAGAGGUGUUUCCUCCACUAGAAGAAAAUACAGGCACUGAUAAAAUAUCAAAUACAAAGUUCUUGAUCUCUGUAUGCUUUCUCAGGACUGCUUAUGAGAUCAAAGAAAGUGUCCUAAUGGCAGGGGAUUUGGAACCAGAUGGUUUUUAAGGUCCCUUCCAACCAAACCAUUCUUUGAUUCUAUGGUGUGAUAAAGAAGUUGAUAGUUGCAGUGGGACAAGAAUCAAUAAUAAUAUAAAUCUCACGCACUUAGGAACCACCAGUAAGAGUUUCUUCUGAAGAUGGGAGCAAGAAACAAGACUCAUUAGACUGUUUCAAUGCCAAAACGAUUACGGUUACCCCACACUGCAACUAUGUAAAAGACAAAUACAAUGGCAGAAGCAGGAAGAAGCCUCUCCGAGCUGGGAACACAUUGAUGGUAAGGAAGAAGCAAUGACGAGUGUCGUAGAACCAGGAACAGGCGCGGCAGAACUGUCUGAGGGAGGCAGGGACCACGGGGCUGCUCGCCGAUCAGGGCCUCUGUCCCUCCGACGGGGCGCUGGGGUCACCGCGCCCCGAGCAGCCGGGCGCCGCCUCAGCGCAGCGGCGAGGGCGGGCCGCGAGCGAGCACGGCGGCAGCACGGCCCCGGCCUAGCGGAGGAUCACCGGGGCCGCCUCUCCCACCGCUUCUCCGGGCCCCAGCUUCGUCCCUGCUGCCGGCCGCAGCCGCUCCCUGUCGCUGUCCCCAUCACGGUCGCUGUCCCCGCCGCUGUCCCCAUCACUGUCACUGUCCCCAUCACGGCCGCCGUCCCCGCCGCUGUCCCCGCCCCGCCCCGGCCGUUGGAGGUUUGAAAGGCGCGCGCACGCCCGCCCCGCCCCGCGCGCGCGCGCCACGGGGGCGGCGCCCCGUGCUCAGCCAUGACAGCGGGAAGCUGCGGCCGGCCCCGGCAGCGCCCCGCUCCGCGGCUCUCGCCCGGGACGGGCGGCCAGGACGCUGUCAUGCAGGACCCUACCCCGGAACGCGCCGAGGAGAGCCGGGCGGCGGCCUCGGCGGAGGGCGGCGGGGCCUUCUGUCUGCAGAGGGUGUUUGACGAGGUGCAGGGCUCCUCGCAGCUGAGCGCGGCGCCCGCGGAGCCGCCGGCCGUGACGGUGGUGGCGGUGGAGCGCUACCUGGCGCAGGCGCCGCCCGCCGCUCCCCCCCGGUACUGGUACGACGUGACGCUGGCGGACGGCGCGCGCUGGCACCGCUGCCACCUCGCGCCGCGCCUCAACGGGCUCGUGCAGCGCGCGCGCCUGCGGGCGGGCACGCGCCUCCGCCUCACGCGCUGCUCGUACCGCUACGACGAGAGGCGCCUGAACCGCGGCUUCUUCUGCCUGGAGGGGCUGGAGCGGGCGGGGGGCGCCGCCACCGCCUCCGCGGGCACCCCGCCCGACGGGCACCGCCCGCUCCAGCCCCUCCGCGGGGACAAUAGGCACUACCUGCCGCUCUGGAACAACGAGGAUCCCUAUGGAGACGUGUGGGUACCGGACAGGCCCCCGGUGCAGGUGGAUGUGGAUGUCUCCAAACUGACUAAUCUUGGUCAUCUGGAAAUGACAUGGAGAAGCAGCGUGCAUUUCCAUCCACUUCUUGUGAGAAUCCUGCACAAAUCUAGACUAAGGUACUAUGGAAAACCAGAGAAAAAAAUGGAUAUGCCUUAUCAGGCUUACUUUGAAGUUGCUGAUGGCUCAGGCAUGAUGUCAAUGGUUCUGUGGAAUUCUCUGUGUCCUGAAUGGUAUCACAGUAUGAAGGUUGGCACGGUGCUCCUCCUUGCCAAGUAUGCCAUCAAAUCCAGUUACCCGUUUAAAACACAGCCCACGCCAGGAGAUUCACAGAUGAAGAGAUUUGCUACAAUUGAAAUUUGCCUUAAUGUUCGAGAUCCUCCUACUGAAAUAACUAUUAUUCCAGAAGAAAUGGUUAAACCAGAGUGGGGAUUACCUGAAGUUAAAUAUAGGUUUAUCACAAGGUCAGAGCUGGAUGACUUACCGCACAAUCAUUCCUGUGAUGUUAUUGGUCUUGUGACAUUUGUAGGAAGGGCUGAACGAGCCAGAAAAAGAGGUUUUUCUAUAAAUCUGACUUUCAGAACUUAUCAAAUGGUUUCUAUAUUUCUAAGUAAAUGCUUAACAUUUUUCUUAAUAUUUGUUUAUCUAGAACACAGUGAAGACUUCUGGCUGUAUCGUUGGGCACAUGCCAUUGAUGGGACCUCAGACCAGCCGUUCAUACUGGAAUUGUUUGCAACUUCUCAGCCAGAUGUGUUUGAGCGUAUUCAUCCAAUGACAUACUUGGUGUGCACACAGAUGAGAGUGAUGACUGAGAAUCCUUCCAGGACAGUUUACCUUACGACUUCAAAUGAAAGUCAAAUAUUCAUUACAGGGUGGCACAAGGGCCAGCCAUACACUAAGGAUGCCAAAGUGAAAAACUUCAUUCAGUGGACAAAAUCGCAAAGUGAAGCUGAUCAAAUAAAGAAAACUGUCAUCGGUGGCUAUUACCCUUUUCCACGACCUCCUGAUAGCUUUUUGAAAUACUGUAAAAACAAUGAAGUUGAAUCAGUUUUGAAACCCAUAGGUGAAGUAGAGAAAGAGAUUGAAGACCUGCACUACAGAGAACACAAGCGAAUUGCUGUACAGGGAAUAAUUAGUGCCAUAAGAUACAUCAGCUGUAGCAGUGCAGCUGAAGAAGCCCCAGGAGGGGAGCUGGUCCAGAAAGAUACCUCUCAGUCUCUUGGAAGUUCUUGUGUGUCCAAAGAAGACUGUGCUAACACGGGAAAAAAUGAAGAAGUUAAAUCUUUUCUGGGGCCACCGUGCACCCCUGGGGAACAUCAGGACCCAGCUCUGCUGUCAAAGGGGAGUUCAGUCAAGAGAAAGACAAGCCGCAGAUUCAGAAGAGAUGCAGAACAGGGAGGUACACCUGUUAAUCCUGUAUCAUCUUACCCCUAUUUUACGCGGACUGUAAGAAGAAAACUUGGCUUAGAUGAAUAUCAGCAUGGACAUUCUGUGCAAGAUAAAAAUGGACAGGCUGUGUCAGACAGUUUGGAGUAUUCCACAGAUCAAGAAGGAGUGAAUAAUAUGGCUGAAACUGAAGAGCCUGGAAGAACUUGUGGUUCCUGGCAGAGUGACCUGUGGGCAGAAGUGAAAGACAAGUUAAUGAAUUAUUUCCAUCACAGCAAAAUUUUCCCAGAAAGUGUCCCAUGUAAAUUUGAUUAUGUGCACAAAGACUUACUUAUGCAACAGUACAACCUUCAUGCAGCAGUGCACCAGCCAAUAGAAGCCAGAACAGAUAAAAACAUCAAUGAGUUUAAAAGUGCUAAUAGCCUUGGGUAUUAUGAAGUGACAGUUCUGGGUAUAAACCAUGACAUAGCAAUAGAUGUUGCUUUUCUUCCACUGUUUUGUCCUGACAAUCCCCACUUGUUUCAACUGGAAGACAUUCAGAAUGAUACAUUGUUGUCUUGUAUGAGUUGUAUCUCUGCGUGCCAGCAGAAGGCCACCAGCAGUGGGAGGCUUGGUGACGCUUUUCCUCUUUCAGAUGAAGUUGUGAGAGCAGCGAAGGAGCUCGAUGGCAAACAUGUUAUCUGCAUCUUGGACAUGUGUCACUUGGGUGAUGACAAGGUGGAAGUCUUUCUGAGCAAAAUCUACAAGACAGUGGAACCAGGUGUGCUGGAUCCAGUGUAAUUUAAUAACUUAAUUUUCAAAUGUAUAUUGUUCCAAAGGAGGGAAAUAAACUUGCUGUAACUGGAAUCCACCCUCUACACAUUGCACUUUUCUAGAACUAGCAGACACAAAUAUAAAAUCAUGAUUCUUAGGGCAGUUGUAAUGGUCAUCCAUUAACUGGGAAGGACAAUUGUUGCGUUUAUUUUUCAGUCCUGAAACAGGUUAGACAAUGUCUUAGUUGCUGAUGUUCAAGGAUGAAUAGGCAGUACAGAGAGCUGAUCGUUUGGCAGGAUACCAGGGAGUAAAACUGAUUGUCAGCUGUCUUUCUUUGCCUGUGCACAAACAUACACAGAAAAUGUAUAUAUCUGGGUGAGAACUGAGGAGAGAGGCAAGCUCUCCUAAUAUUUAAGGCAGUGUUUGCAAAAGAAUUAAUGGGCUCUGAUAAAAAUUUUGGCUGAAAAUUAGAAUAAUUUUGAGGAUUAGAGUUUUGAUAUUCUGUAGUGAUCUUUUUAGUGAAAGCUACCAGAGGCAGCCUAACUGCUCUUUAGGCUUGAAGCUUAUUGAGAAAGGGAUUCAAUACCAUGGUGCCUUUAGUACCAUGAUCCAGGAAACCACUUUCAGUUCUUUUCACCUGAGCAAGGUCAGGUGCUAUGUUUUUAUAUGCCUGCUUUUGUACACAGAGUGUUAGGUAGUGAGUAUAGCAUCCAAACCUUUUUAACAUAUUUUAUUCAUUAAUACAAGUAAUGAAAUAUUUUUUUAAAGAUUUUUUUAAUUGAAACUUGCUUUGAGCUUUGCAAGGGAAAACUGUCUUUAAGAAGUGCUAAUUAUGGCAGGAUAUACAGUUUGCUACAUCAUUUCUAGGUGUGAUCUGAGAACAUGAAGUUCAGCCAAUAUGAGAAGCUGCUACUUCCACAAAAGCAAAGGACUGGAAAAUUCUGCCAACUUUUUGCCUCUACUGAGGAGCAAUUGGCUCCUGCUGGUCCAGAAUCAAGUAGCACAUUUUUCUCCCAUGUCAAACAGCCUCAAAUCACUUAAGGAACUGGAUUCUUACAAAAUUAUUUUCAAGCAGGAGCUCUUUGACUACUUGUCCAUUUGAAAUGCUGCUCUCAGUUCAAUUCUUUAAGAAAGAAUUAUGGAGACUUGCCAGGUAAAUUGUACCAUUAUUGACCAAAGCCCACAGAGUUAAUUUAUAGGAACAGAUAAAUUCUUAGGCACAUUUUAGCAGCCUGUUGGUAAUUGGAGAUUAUCUCUUUCAAGUAGUAGUAGUCAGUUGUCUGCCCUGGUGGCAGUGAACUUUGUCCUCAAGUGCUUAAAGUCUGUGCCCUAUUUUCAGUUAAUGGCAAUUUGACUGAGAAAUGUAAUUGAUUUUGUUGCAUACAAGUUCACAGACAACUUCAGAUAAAAAGUCAUGAAAUUAAUAAAAUUGUGUCUUUCUAGUGUAGUUUACAGUUUAAAAACAUAUUAAGAAGAAUAGUUUAACUUGAAUUGCACUGCAUCUAAAAGUCAAUUAAAUGUGACUGUAUUAUAUCUGUCUAUUUAAUAUGAAUCAGAAGUAUUAGUUCUGGAGCACUGUUUGUCAACUCAUGCCUUUCAGAGUACCCACAGAAGGCAAAAUGAAAAGAUACAACCCAAGAAGAGCAGGGUGUUUCUUGCAGUGUUAUUUGGGUCGUUGUGCUGCUUGUGGGUACGUGAAGGUGAGAGGCCAUUGCUGUGAGAGAGAGUCACACAGCACUUCAUGUUCCAAACUGAGCCAUGCUGACUGUGUCAGCCAAUGUUUUUUAUUUACAUAUACUUCAGAUGGAAGUCUAAUUUUAAUGAAACUCUUUUUUUUUAAGGCAAUUUUUGAAGGAAUUAUCUUUGUCCUCACAAAAAGACUGAUCUGGCUGACAUUGUCCCAGAGCCACAUUGGUGAGAUGGUCCAGCCACCUUUCUUCACCCCAUGCCAUAGAAAUGGAGCCAAAGGCUGUUUGUGGCAUAGUACAUAAAGCACUAAAAACUUCAUCCUAUAUGUUAGGACUUCCUAACUCUAAAGGAGAUACCAGAAUUAUGUGGGAUAUAGAUAAUGUUUUAAAACAUUAAAGGAUAUAAUUUUAUUUUGCUCAAGUGUUUGAAAUUUUUCAUGGCUAAGCUGGGAAGGAGGGAUAUUUGCUCUUGCAGAUUGGGGUGCCAGUGUUGGAAGUACAGGCUUUCUGUGUGCAGCUGGUGAAUAUCCAAUGCCUGUAGUAGGCUUGGAAUUUUACUGCUUUAGAUCAUUCUGUAGAGUUACCAUCCUGCUAAAUAACACUGGCCUUAAUAAGUGGAGUUCAGUGGCUGAAGUGCUGCAGUGUUGCUGUGAUUCUGCCACUCUGCCUGUCUCCCUCCUCCCUGCCAAUCCACCUCUGCCAGACUGGAGCAAAGGUCCUCUGCAAAGAAACCACUUGCUCUUUUACUUCAUUCAGUGUUUAUUAACAUAAGUGUAAAACAAAUUGAUUUUUGGUCUUGAGUCUGUCAAAACGAUAGUUUUGCCAUGUUAAACUAAGAGACAGAAUCAUUACUCCUGCAAAAUGUCAAAGGGAUCCCCUUUAUUGCUGCUGUGUAUUGCUACUGCUGCUGGUGAAAUAAUAUUGGAGCACAUUUCUUUACUGUGGAAGGUGUACCUGACUAAAGAAGUGUGCUCUAAAACGUUACAUGUACAUGUUUCUUGUGUUUUCAGCAUUAAUUUCAAGGAAUGGAGAAAGGUAGAGGAUAUGUACAUAGUGGUACUUUUGAGUUUAUAAAAGUUCCUAAGUCAUAGAGCAUAAACAUAAUACUAAUUUUGAAUUAAUGUGAUGUAGAAGUUGUGCAACACUGAAAAGCAUAGACUAUAAAUAAAUUAAUAUAUGUAAACA